Molecule: messenger RNA, 1524 nt
Organism: Zygotorulaspora mrakii
Lineage: Eukaryota; Fungi; Ascomycota; Saccharomycetes; Saccharomycetales; Saccharomycetaceae
Gene: CAC2
Product: Cac2p
Exons: 1
Coding region: 1-1524 (507 amino acids)
Biological process (GO): nucleosome assembly; DNA replication-dependent chromatin assembly
Cellular component (GO): CAF-1 complex; nucleus
Molecular function (GO): protein binding
Source: RefSeq, a predicted model, not a curated record
AUGGAAGCUUCAAAUUUACAGAUAUACUGGCAUGAGUCACAACCUAUUUACAGUCUCUGUUUCCAACCUGAUCCCUCGAAUAAACCGAAACUGAUCACCGGAGGUGGUGAUAACAAAGUUCGAGUUUGGCAUUUGAACUUUGAAGAAACUCAUAAGACCAAAAUAGAAACAAUUGAUUUUCUCUCGUCCUUAAACCAGCAUGAGCAGGCCAUAAAUGCUGUCAGAUUUAACCACAAAGGUGACACCCUCGCUUCAGCUGGAGAUGAUGGUCAGCUACUGCUAUGGAAACAAAGUGACCAGAGACAGACGCAAUUUGGGGAGAGUGACACUGCAUUCGAAGAGUCUUGGACCGUAACAAAAAGAUUCAGAUCUAGUAGCAGUCGUAUUGGCGCAUUUGAGAUUUACGAUAUAGCUUGGUCACCAAACGAUGAUUACAUUGUGACAGGAUCGAUGGACAAUGCGAUAAGAGUAUUUGAGAUUAGUUCAGGCGAGUGCAUUGCCACUGCAUCGGAUCACACCCACUACGUCCAAGGCGUCGUUUGGGAUCCACUCGAUAAGUACAUUUUUUCACAAUCUGCUGAUAGAUCGGUUCAUGUCUACGAAGUUAUACGCAAUCCGUCAGAAAAUGAAAUAGUUGAACUUAAGAUAAAGAAUAAGAUAAUGAAAUCUGAACUGCCCGUUUGCAAAAGGGAGUCUAAGGAUUUUGACUUACAAAGCACGAAGCUGUGUUUUUUAUUCCACAAUGAAACUUUACCGUCCUUCUUCAGACGACCGGCAAUGUCGCCCUGUGGUAGCAUACUGUGUGUUCCCGCAGGUAUUUUCAGGACUGACUCUAGUGCAGAAGGUGCAACCUCUCCAGACGUGAACAAUGCCGUUCAAAUAUACACAAGAUCAUCAAUGAUUAAAAACAUCAAUAAACCAGUCAUGUGCAUCCCAUUCUUAAAAAAACCGGCGAUCGUCGUAUCGUUCAAUCCCAAUCUGUACAAACUGACAAAUGAUUCCAACAGCUAUCUACAGCUUCCCUACAAACUCGUCUUUGCCGUCGCAACCUCUAAUGAGGUUAUCAUAUACGAUACUGAAAGCAUCGAACCUAUAGCAUUGAUCGGCAACCUUCACUACACAACUUUGACAGAUUUGUGCUGGUCUAAGGAUGGUGCGCUACUGAUGAUCUCAUCUACCGAUGGUUUUUGCUCGUACAUAUCCAUUGCGCCCGGCACUCUAGGUGAGAAACUUACUCAUGAGGAAACAGCAAAAGCGAUUGGAGUAAAGCGUAAACAAUACAACAAAGAUUCUUCGAGCGAGCCUGCUCCCUGCGCUGAAGCGUCGCCCUCGCCCUCGCAUCCAAAGCAAGCAGAUAUCGUAAAUAUCCUGCCUGUGAAAAGAAAACUGGGCGAAAAGGAGAAAGAAAUGGAAGAGAGGAAGACUCACAAACCGAGCCCUGAAGAUGAGCGUGUGGCCGGGUCUGAAAAUUCACCGCAGCAGCUAUCGAAGGAAAAACGCGCAGAGUUCAACCAACCUUUAUAG